Molecule: messenger RNA, 3889 nt
Organism: Hipposideros armiger (great roundleaf bat)
Lineage: Eukaryota; Metazoa; Chordata; Mammalia; Chiroptera; Hipposideridae
Gene: RIMS2
Product: regulating synaptic membrane exocytosis 2
Exons: 6
Coding region: 361-1218 (285 amino acids)
Biological process (GO): regulation of synaptic vesicle exocytosis; calcium ion-regulated exocytosis of neurotransmitter; regulation of synaptic plasticity
Cellular component (GO): cytoskeleton of presynaptic active zone; presynaptic membrane
Molecular function (GO): transmembrane transporter binding; small GTPase binding
Source: RefSeq, a predicted model, not a curated record
CUGAUUGGCGGGGACCACGGCAUCAGCAGCAUCUCCCUACGAGAGGAGGGCGGCGAGACUCCAACAGCCGCUGCCUUCGGGAUCCUCAGCUCCCUCCUGCAAGACCUCGGACUCGGACUGCGAGCAGCUGCGUCUGCGCCCGCCGCCGCUUUGAUCCCCUCCUCGGCCCCUCCCCAACAAAGUGGAGGUCCCGGCCGCCCACACAGCUACGUCUGCUCGGGACCCGGCCGGGGAGGCAGGGGCCAGAACCCCAGGGUCGCGCGGCACCAUCCACGCCCCCCGAAGCGCAGCGGUCGCCGCGCCCCAGCCGCCAAGACGCCUCGUAUCUUGUACCGCGGGAAAAGCGGGUCUUCAUCCAAAAUGGGCCGGCAGGGCUUGGGGGGCGCCGGCGCUGCGGGGCGCUCCAUGCAGCGCUCCCAGAGCCGAAGCAGCCUCUCCGCCUCCUUCGAGGCGCUGGCCGGCUACUUUCCCUGCAUGAACUCCCUGGAGGAGGAGGAAGGAGAAUCAGGAGGUAAAAAGCUACGGAGCACUGUCCAAAGAAGUACAGAAACAGGCCUGGCUGUGGAAAUGAGGAACUGGAUGACUCGACAGGCGAGCCGAGAGUCUACAGAUGGCAGCAUGAACAGCUAUAGCUCAGAAGGAAAUCUGAUUUUCCCUGGUGUCCGCUUGGCCUCUGAUAGCCAGUUCAGCGAUUUCCUGGAUGGCCUUGGGCCUGCCCAGCUCGUGGGGCGCCAGACUCUGGCUACACCUGCGAUGGGUGACAUUCAGGUAGGAAUGAUGGAAAAAAAGGGACAGUUGGAGGUGGAAAUCAUUCGGGCUCGUGGUCUUGUUGUAAAACCAGGUUCCAAGACACUGCCAGCACCAUAUGUAAAGGUGUAUCUAUUAGAUAAUGGAGUCUGCGUAGCCAAAAAGAAAACAAAAGUAGCAAGAAAAACGCUGGAACCCCUUUACCAGCAGCUAUUAUCUUUUGAAGAAAGUCCACAAGGGAAGGUUUUACAGAUCAUUGUCUGGGGAGAUUAUGGCCGCAUGGAUCACAAAUCUUUCAUGGGAGUGGCCCAGAUACUUCUAGAUGAACUGGAGCUGUCCAACAUGGUGAUUGGAUGGUUCAAACUUUUCCCCCCUUCAUCUCUAGUAGAUCCAACCUUGGCCCCUCUGACAAGAAGAGCUUCCCAAUCAUCUCUGGAAAGUUCAACCGGACCUUCUUACUCUCGUUCAUAGCAGCUGUAAAACUGCUGUCAUAGCAACCAGCGUUACAAAAAAAAAAAAAAUCACAGGUCGCAAACCCUGGUAACACUGCAUGCUUAAUGUUGUGUCUUCUGAGCCUGUUUCUAGGGAUACAAAGCGAUCCUGUGUUCUCAGAGGAAGUUGCACACAUUGUGCCCUAAAGAAGGCCCUCAGGUGAAAGAGCAGAACUAUGAAGAAUUAUCAGGUUUGGAGUUCAAUUCAUACUCAAGUUUUGGUCCAAUCUGAAGCCAUGGAUUAAUCUCAAAGAAUCAGUCAGUUUCAUGCAACAAAAGCCCUUUUCAGUGGCACCUUUAUAUUUUUAUCGUUCCUUUUUCUUCGUUUCUCUGACCCCAAAGCCCUGUUAUGCCACAGAAAUGGAGCUAUACAGCCAUUAAGCCAUGUUACAAGUCAAGGAGUGAAGUCCUAGGAAGCAUCAGGUGAAAAGCAGGAGACCAAAGAAGUGGUCCAGGACAAAAAGUCAGCCCUCGUCUGAACGGUGGUAGGAGCAGCCGGUCCAGCGUGAGCAGUGGCCGACCGCGGAGCUCUGGCAGACACGUCAUUCCCUAACGCCAAGAUGGGCUGGACUCUGAAAAACAAAAUUCUGUGGCUACACUGUACUGAAUGAAAUUCAAGAAACUUUUUUUGCAUGGACACAGAUUAGCUGAAUACUUAAAUUAUUUUCUUGGGGCUGCAACUUGCAAAAAAUAAAAAUAAAAAUCAGCCAUUUUCAACAAUUUAUAUUAUUUUUAAAGAUAAAUUUCACUAGUGCAUGGUUUUAAAAGGGGGAGAGAAUGCAGGGUGAUACAAAGACACACCAUGUUUAUUCUUUAAACUAAUCAUAGUCUGUGUUUUGGCAGACAUUACAAAUGAAAAUACUUUUUAGAAGAUACUUAAAAUUCUCUUUAUGUGACAAAUAAGUAUAUAUUCAAUUUAUUUCCAUGUUAAAUAUACAAACCUAAUGAAGUUCAAUAUGUGCAAAUCGUUCACAUCUUUCUUCCGCUGUCUCACUUCUCUUCUUCUCCCUCUUUUAAUCUUUUACUUUCUUUCACCCUACCAUAGUAACCAUGGUAUACUAAAAAAAUUACAAGAUUUUGACCUGAUACUCUCUUAUACCCCAUGUUUGAUUCAGAGCUGUAGAUGCUUCUGAAUUUAUGAAUUUCUCAAGGAAAAAAAAACUAAGAGCUUUCUUUAUUUCAAGCAUGUUGAAAAGGAUUUUGCAACAUGGCUUGGGAGUACAUUAAAGUAAGUCAGCAUGUAUUUGAUAAAGAAGAUAUUUGAACUUUUGCAGUUUAUUGUACAGUGCAUGGUAAUUUUAUUUUCACCUUCAAAGUUCAGUUUACAAGAAAAUUCUAAAAUCAUGUGGCCAUUGUAAUGUCUAAUAAAUUUGUUUUUAGCACCAGCAUUAUUCAUACAGGGGUUAAAGUAUUAUUUCUAGAAUGUCUUAGGUUUUGUUUUUUAAUUAAUUAAAGCAAUUUCUUUAGCUGGUUUCCAUAUACUGGGUGAAUAGAAACACUGCUAAAACUUUGGGGCCCUGAAACAAAGGGACUGUUUAUUAAUUCAUUUUUCUGUAGUAAAAUUCAAUUUUUCACAAAUUAUAUUUCUAAAGAAAUAUAGUAAACAUGAAUUUGCAACAAAUAAUUUUAAAGCUCCAAUUUUUAGGUGACUCCAAGAAAGUCAAUCUGCCUAUUACUAGUUCUUUGAUGCCAUCACCAAAAGUCUACACAUAAAUCCCCAAAAGUUAAACCCCUGCCUUUGGUUUUACAGAUAGUUGUUACCGUUGGGUGGUUCUGCAAGGUCAAAUUUCUCUUAGUUAAGUUCCCCUAUUUAGAGGAAAAGUUACUGGUUAAUGUAAUAAACCACCCAUACUUUCUGCUUUUUUUACGUACACUUUGAUAACACAUUCUAUAGUUUGAUUUUAAUUUCUCGUAAUAACUUGAAAUCCACAUACAUAACCAUUUCUUUAAACUAAGGCCAUGCACAAAAAUCACUUUCUUUUUUUUUUUUUUUUCUUUUUUAAAUUCACUGCUGACCAUUAAAAACUAUCAUGCUUGAUGUGGUGCAAAAGUUAAAAUGAGUAUCACUAAAAAUGCCUUCUCUUUAUGUGGUGCAAUAUGAACUAUACUGAGACUGUGUCUUGACAUUCUGAGAUCUGCGAUGGACCCGGGUAAAGUUUUUCAAAGAAUGAAUAAAACUUUGUUGAAAUAACUUAGACACUUGUGUACCAGCAAACAAUUGAUUUAAUAGACCUAGAGUGUCUAUACUCUCCCUUAGAAUAAACGUUUACCAUUUUCCCGAUACUAAGAUGCAGUCACAUAAUCUUUUGUGCAUAUUCCUAUAUAAAUUAUUUCUAAUUUUAAUAAGAAGGACACGACUAUGGAAUAUUUGUACAUACACAUCAUUAUGCAGUAUUUAUUUAAAAGUUCGUGUACCUUUUUUUAAUUUUCACCUAUCUGCACCUCAACUUGUGGUUUAGUCAUGUAAAUAGCACUAUUCCAGUGACCACUGCUGCCCUGAACAUAAGCUAGUAUGUUUUAAAAGUCAAGGGAAUUCCAGUUGGGAAACAAAAAAGGGGGGCAGAUUAGUCCUGUAAUGAACACCAACUAAUGUAAAUCAAAUUCAUUCUGGUGAUGGGAUUUAACACUUUAAAUAAAACAUUUUCUUUACA